CGGAGGAAACGUGCUACCACUACAAAGGUCAUUUUGGUUUGGAAGGGAUGGUUUGAAAUUUGUUAUUUAGAUAUUUUUAAGAAUGGCAAACACUUUAGUUUCAAGUGAUGUUCCAGCUCUUGCUGUCGAUUCUGUUUUAUUUAAAAGCGUUGAAAUGCCGAAGGACGCAUUAACAGUUAAGGGUUAUGACUUCAAUGAAGGAAUAAAUUACCAAAAAAUUAUGGAGAGUUUCAAGUACACUGGAUUCCAAGCAUUGCAUUUUGGGCAAGUUGUUGAAGAAAUAAAUCGCAUGUUGGAGUGCAGAGACUUGCCUUUGGAAAAUGUGAGUGAACACAUUGAUGAGCAGUUUAAACCUAAGACAAACUGUACCAUUUUUCUUGGAUACACAUCUAACAUGGCCUCAGCUGGUAUUCGAGAUGUGAUUCGAUUUCUUGUGCAGCAUAAACUUGUUGAUGUACUUGUUACAACAGCUGGUGGUAUCGAAGAGGAUUAUAUUAAGUGCAUGGCACCUUCUUAUCUAGCAGACUUUAAGAUCAAAGGUGCUGAAUUACGCAAAAAAGGUUUAAACCGCACUGGCAAUUUAAUUGUCCCCAACAAUAAUUACUGCCUUUUUGAAAAUUGGCUUCAACCGAUUUUAGACCAAAUGUUGAAGGAGCAGAAUGAAGAAGGUAUCAACUGGACUCCAUCGAAAAUGAUAGCACGUAUGGGAAGGGAAAUUGAUAACGAGGAAUCAAUAUAUUAUUGGGCAUACAAGAACAAUAUACCUGUAUUAAGUCCAGCACUUACAGAUGGAUCAAUUGGUGACAAUAUUUACUUUCAUAGCUACAAAAAUCCUGGCUUGCGUCUUGAUAUUGCAGAAGAUAUCAGGAAAAUGAACAACUUGGCGAUAUAUGCUAAAAAUAGUGGUAUUAUUAUAAUUGGUGGUGGCCUCACAAAACAUCAUAUAUGCAAUGCAAAUAUGAUGCGGAAUGGUGCAGACUACGCUGUUUACAUUAAUACCGCUGCAGAGUUUGAUGGUUCUGAUGCUGGUGCACAUCCGGAUGAAGCAGUAUCCUGGGGUAAAAUUAAAAUGACUGCUAAACCAGUCAAACUUGUUGCUGAUGCAACUUUGGUGUUUCCAUUGAUUGUAGCAGAAACAUUUGCAAAAUAUCAUUAUGCGAAAAUUCAGAAAUAAGAUUUCCAUGACAUUUUUUUUAUCACAUAGUAACAGUUUGCAUGGUUGUUGUUGUUGUUGUUUUUGUUGUUAUUGUUGUUGUUAUUGUUGUUACUGCUUGUUAAAUUUAUAGGAUUGUGUUUACUAUUUUAUACAUCAUGGUUGUGUUUUGAUUUUUUUUAAAUUUACUUGCUGUUUUUAAAAAAACAAGAAGCAUUUAAAAUGGUGAGAAACUUUUGAUGUGAAAAAUUUUUGCAUCAAAAUAUUAUUAGAAACGUUAAGUUUGUCAUUCUGACCUUUUGAUAUCUUUAUUAAAGCAUAUAUGGAACAUUUGUAUUUCUGAAAAUAAAAUGAAACUGUAAAAAUGUUUUAUAGUUGCAUUUUCAUUUAUUUAACGUUAUAAAAAUAUUGAAUUAUUUUACACUCCAAGUACUUUUGACUUUUUUAAUAACAAUUAUUAUCAGUUACAGUUUCACACUUAAUAUUUUGGUGUUGUGAGAAUUUUCUUUCUUUUUUACUUCAUUUUUUGUUGUUGUUAAGUUAAUAAUGACCUUAAUAUUCGCCUUUUUUAACUAGCAAAAUGGCUUUAUAAAGAGAUAUCUGAGUAGAAAACUCAUCCAACA
Messenger RNA from Hydractinia symbiolongicarpus, 1776 nucleotides. RefSeq names its product deoxyhypusine synthase-like. Gene Ontology annotation, cellular component: cytoplasm. Bases 83 to 1174 code for a protein of 363 amino acids. Gene Ontology annotation, biological process: peptidyl-hypusine biosynthetic process. The transcript has 2 exons. NCBI's taxonomy places the organism in Eukaryota, Metazoa, Cnidaria, Hydrozoa, Anthoathecata, Hydractiniidae. Gene Ontology annotation, molecular function: deoxyhypusine synthase activity. The record is from RefSeq and is a predicted model, not a curated record.